AUUUUCUACAGCCGAGCUGCAGCUCGAUAAUAAUCUCUCCUCUUUUUCUUAUUACACGAUCAACUCCAAUCAUUAAAACUUCUCUUACAGCGAUUCAUUCAACGGUGCCAGCACCAGCCCUAUGCCCGCAGGUGUUACCAAUCGGGACUACAAACCGCUACCUGGACGAAUGGGGAACUUGACUCAGCUACAGUUGCAUGCGUUGGAACAGUUGAAGAAGGAGCUGACAGAAGAAGGUCAUUUUGUUGAAGAGAGGAUGGACGAUGCGACUCUCCUGAGGUUCCUCCGGGCGCGCAAAUUCGAUGUUACUGCAGCCAAGGCGAUGCUCCUUGACUGCGAGAAGUGGAGACAAGAAGUUGGUGUUGAUGAUAUCAUGAAGAACUUCGACUUCAAGGAAAAGGAGCAGGUCGAUAAAUACUACCCACAAUAUUAUCACAAGAUGGAUAAGGACGGUAGACCCAUAUAUAUUGAGCUUUUAGGCAAUUUCGAUUAUAAAGCCCUCUACGGCUUGACUACCCAAGACCGCCUAAUCAAACAACUCGUUUGGGACUACGAGAAAUUCAUUACCACCCGGCUUCCCGCCUGCUCCAAAUUAGUCGGUUACCCCGUUGAAACUUCUUGCACUAUCCUCGACCUUUCAUAUAUCUCCCUCACCAACUUUUACCACGUAAAAGACUACGUCAGUCAAGCAAUAGCUAUAGGCCAAAACCGAUACCCUGAAUCUAUGGGAAAAUUCUACAUCGUCAACGCGCCGUACCUCUUUAGUACCGUGUGGUCGUUAAUUAAACCGUGGUUGGAUGAGGUGACGGCCGCGAAGAUUGCAAUUUUGGGAAGCAACUACCAGCCCGAGUUGUUGAAACAGAUCCCAGCCGAGAACCUACCAAAAUAUCUCGGUGGAAAAUGUGAGUGUCCAGGUGGAUGUUCGUUGAGUGAUGCAGGACCUUGGAAUAUGCCUGAAUGCCAGGAGAAGGAGAAGGAGGCGGCGUUUGCUAAUGGACAUUCAGCGAAUGGAGUUGCGCCGGAGGCUUAGAGACUUAGAUUGUUCGAAAUGUGGGCUAGAUACGGUUCGGAUAUGUGUAUUAUCAUAGGGGUUUAAAUCCUUCUAUGGACCCCGUACUGUGUGUAGUAUUAUAUACCCUAACGAUAUAAUUCAAUUUUACACAGUGAUUGAGGC
Messenger RNA from Marasmius oreades (fairy-ring Marasmius), 1174 nucleotides. RefSeq lists its product as uncharacterized. The transcript has 5 exons. The record is from RefSeq and is a predicted model, not a curated record. Bases 122 to 1030 code for a protein of 302 amino acids. Lineage: Eukaryota; Fungi; Basidiomycota; Agaricomycetes; Agaricales; Marasmiaceae.